Messenger RNA from Truncatella angustata, 1209 nucleotides. RefSeq names its product putative paraoxonase. The record is from RefSeq and is a predicted model, not a curated record. Bases 1 to 1209 code for a protein of 402 amino acids. The transcript has 3 exons. Lineage: Eukaryota; Fungi; Ascomycota; Sordariomycetes; Amphisphaeriales; Sporocadaceae.
AUGGCGACUGCGGGAACUAUCAGGUUUGGUGUGAUAGCCGUAAUCAUAGGGUUGCUAGGCCCGUAUCUAUACGAACGCUACCAAAUUUUGGCGCGCUUCUAUAGCAAUGCGCCUGAGCGGCUACCAAGAAUCAAUGCACUGCAAUCUUAUGAAGUGAAGUUUGCCGAUAGAGUUCGGAGCUGUGAAGAGGCGCUUUUGAUUCAGUCUGCAGGAUUGGCCAUUCUGGCAUGUGAUCGGGGCCGAGAGAGAUGGAACAAUGUCAUGGGAUUUUCCGUUCCAGGCCCGGUUCCAAGUGGCGAGUUGUACUUGUACGACUACAAAAACCGCAACACUGCCGACAAUGAAUCACUGAAGCGCUUUGAAAUUCAGGAUUAUGAGCCCGGUGAGGAUUUUCAUUCCCUGGGCUUGGCAUAUGACGAGUCAUCUUCCACAUUAUUCGUCGCGAAUCAUAGGCAUGAUGGUCCAAGAGUUGAGCUGUUCAGAUUGGAUAUCGAUGGACUCAACGCGAAGCACCUACGGUCGAUUGAGCAUGAUCUGAUCCACGGACCAAACGCAAUCGUGUUGAGGAACAGCCAUGAAUUUUUCGUAACGAAUGACCAUCAUUUCCUUCAAAAGGACAGUCGUCUGCUAUCGCAUGCAGAAACGUACCUCGCUCUACCUCUCGGUACCGUGGUACAUGUGGACAUCUCAGAUACCGAUAGUGUCAAAGCAAACAUUGUGGCCCGUCUACCGUUCGCCAACGGUAUAGAAUUGCUUAACAAGACGACUCUAGCAGUCGCUUCUACGAGUCAAGCGGAGGUCCGACUAUACAACAUCAAUGACAAAGAAAAGCCGGGUUCUGUGCCAACUCUCAGCUACCAGACAGCGAUAAAAGUGCCCUUCAAUGUUGAUAAUCUGGCUGUUUCAUCAGAUGGCCGGCUUCUUAUGGCUGGUCACCCACACCCACCCAGUCUCACGAAAUUUGCCAGUACUCGGUAUAUUUGCAAUGACGUGUCUGAGCUAGCAAAGGCCGAUAUUGUAAUACAAGAGUAUUGCAAAACUGGCCAGUCCUGCUCUUGGGCCUCCGAAUGGACCGAGGAAGGUGGAGUUGAGCAUCUAUACGCUGACACAGAAUACCCGACAAGUGCAACAGCAGCGUACGAUGCGGAGCGUAAGGUUGGAAUCAUCGCGGGUCUUUACGCGAAAGGCAUAUUGGUAUGGCGGAAUUGA